Messenger RNA from Diabrotica virgifera virgifera (western corn rootworm), 3221 nucleotides. RefSeq names its product juvenile hormone esterase. The record is from RefSeq and is a predicted model, not a curated record. The transcript is spliced from 11 exons. The coding region runs from base 57 to 1715 and encodes 552 amino acids. NCBI's taxonomy places the organism in Eukaryota, Metazoa, Arthropoda, Insecta, Coleoptera, Chrysomelidae.
UUUCAUAUAUAAGUAAAUCAAAAGAGUACAUGAUGAAUUAGUCAAACAGCAGCAUCAUGCAUUUAAAAUUAGCAGUUUUGGCUUUUUUGUUGUACUUUGCAAAUAAAAGGGCAAUUGCAUCCCCUUUAAGUGCAACACACUACGAAGACGAUGAUUUAAUAGUUGAAUUGGAGAAUUUAGGCAAAAUUCGUGGACAUAUUCUUCAAAGUAACGAAGGAAAAGAUUUCUACGCUUUUCAAGAUGUUCACUAUGCAGAAUCCACAGCAGGAAAUAACAGAUUUAGGCCCCCCAAACCUCGUGCUCCUUGGGAAGGAAUAUUGAAUGCAACAGAAAACAAAGUAGUUUGUCCACAAGCAGACAACCCAGAUGCAGGUGAAGACUGCUUGGUUUUGAAUGUUUAUACACCAGUAAAACCCAAUUCUGACGUAUUAUUACCAGUAUUCUUUUUUAUUCCUGGCGGAGCAUUCGUCACUUUCAGUGCCCAAAUAUCAAAUUUGGACCCAAAGUAUUUGGUUGAUUAUGAUAUAGUAAUCGUAACAAUCAACUAUCGACUGGGAUCAUUUGGAUUUUUAACAACACUUGAUGAAACUAUCCCCGGUAAUUUAGGACUAAAGGAUCAACUUCUGGCCCUUAAAUGGACACAUGAGCAUAUCCAUAAAUUUGGAGGAGAUGCUAACAAAUUAACAGUAGGUGGACAAAGUGCUGGGGGUAUGUCUACUGGAUUUCAUUUACUCAGUAGAGCAUCUAAAGGCUUAUUUAGGGGCGUUAUUCAACAAAGUGGCUCAUCAAUAUCCAGUGUCUUUUAUCCAAUAAACGAUAGAGAACUGGCAUUUAAAUUUGGUAAAGCCUUAAACAGUUCAUUUACAUCAACCGACUCAAGAGAUUUAUUAGAAAUGUUGCAACAAGCAUCUUUUUCAGAUCUAUUGGCUCUCAAUACUGAGUUCACCUCUGGAGUCACAACUGGUUUUAUGGAUGGCUUGACGUUUAGACCCGUUAUCGAGGAUGACCACGAAGAUGCUAUUGUAACCGAACCAAUGCAGGCUGCUCUAUCGAACGGCCGUUUUAACAGAGUACCUGUUCUCAUCGGCUUCAAUUCUGAAGAAUCUUUGGCUUUCCUAGGACUAAUUGGAGAACAAAAUAUCGAAGAAAGAGCCAAAUUACUAGAUGAAAAUCCAGCAAAUGUAGCAGAAGCCCUCAAUGUAGCUGAAGAAGACAAAGAAAACGUUGGUAAACAAUUAAAAGCAUUAUAUACUUCUUCUUCUUUUACGGAUGAUAGAGAUGCAUUGAUAACGUUUACAAGUGACGCAGUUUUUGUACGAUCAAUAAUACGUCAAGCCGAAAGCAUAUCUAGGCACGUACCUGUGUAUCUGUAUGACCUAACAUAUUUACCAGAGGAUAGUACUGCUCAAGGAGUCGCGCAUGGAGUAGACAUGCGGUAUUUGUUUGGUGGAGAUUCUCACGGCCUAGUAUUUAAUGAAAAUCUCCGAAAAUCUUUAUUAAAGUUUUGGACUAAUUUUAUUAUAUACCAAGACCCCACUCCUAUUUUCGAUGAAGAUCUUCAAGACGUCAUUUGGUCACAAGUAAAACAUGACGCUGCCGCUGUAAAGUACUUAGAAAUAGAUUCGCAGUUCACACUGAAGGAAAAUCCCAAAAAUUAUAACAGUAUUAAGAAGCUGUUGGAUCAUUACAUACGUCAACCCUACAUAACUUAUUAAAAGCCAGUGUUGCCAAUCGCAUUUCUCUAGAUUAUCCGAUGAUCGCUCGAAAAAUAUCCGAUUCGUCACGAAAAGGUACGCUAGGUCAAAAAUUAUUCUGUUAUUAAAAUCAAUGUUGACAAUGUUAUUCUUGUAGUCCCCUUAACAACCAUCAAAUAACAAAAUUCGUUGUUCGUACGCCAAUUAGUUGAUUGUAAUCAAUUAUCAUUAUGAUAAUUAACGUAAUUGAUUGAUUAACUAAUUAUUAAUUAUCAAUUAACGUAACAAUUAGGGAGCGUUCAAGUAUUACUUAACGCGAUUUUUGAAGAUUUUUGACUCUCCGCCCCCCAACCUGCGUUACGUAAUACUUGAACGCUCCCUUAUUAACAUAAUUGAUUAAUUAAUCAAUUAAUCUCAUAAUUGUAAUCAAUUAUGGUUUUCAGCAACCCAAUCAAAGUUGACAUUGACAGUAAUUAAAUAUUUGAUAAUGAUCAGUUGAUUCCAUUUCUGAUUAGCGUUCGAACAACCGGCCCUUUAAUCUACUGGAUUCUCUAUUUCCCGGUUUAAAAAUUUUCGUUUAUAGAUGAAAAUCUCGUAUCCUAGCUGAUUAUUACCUAAUUCAUGUAUGUAAAUACUAUUUACUGACUAUUAUUAUAUUAUUCGUAUUUUGUAUUAUCGUAAGUGUUAAAUUCUAAAUAAAUAAAUAAAUCUAAAUAUUUCAUUAUUUGGAUCGUUAUAUUAAUUUAUUAUAAUUAUUUAAGUAAAAAGAAACACUUUUAAAUAUUAUUUUAUUAAAACGUAUUAACUAUCUAAAACUAGGUACUGGAAAAAUAAAUAAUAAAUAAAUCAAUACAAAAUAAACUACAGCUACAUUAAUAGCAUAAGCGCAAAAUUUCUGGUCAAUGCUUUUAAAAUGCAUUAUUUUUAUCGAGUCCUGAGUUACUUAAGCACUGCACUACAUAAAAUGAAAAUAAAACUAAAUCGUUCGUGAAUUAGCUUUCAUAAGUUUAAAGACUAGAAACUAAAAACUCAUCGGACGGCAAUAAACUCAUACUCAUCGAACUAAUACUCAUCAAAACAAUAACAUCGGACGGCAGACGGUUUUUGAAAUUUGAAUUGUAUUAGUAUGCCUUAAGUGGAUGCACUUGUGCAUUUAAAUUCUAAACAAAAGAAUCGGCACAUGUCCUUUUUGUCAAAAGAUGAAAAGUAUUGGAUGUCACUAACAUUCAUCCAGUAUAGACUAUUUAUAAAAAUUUGGACGGAACCAAACAAAAUUAAUGUGUUGUUGGUGUUGGGAAUAUAUGGAUGAAAAAGUUUUAGUCGAUGGUAGAUACACUGAAAAAUAUCCGCAAAUAUCCGAUUUAUUUAAAGAUACGAAGAAGAUACGACAACGCUCAAAAAGGUACGCAAAUCGGAUAAUUAUCCGCCGAUUGGCAACACUGUUAAAAGCCCUAAAAUAAAACAGCAUUCAUUGUCUUUUAUAGAAAUAAAUAUUAUAAAUGUGGAAUUAUAUAAAUAUGCGUUUAA